ACCAACUGAACUGAACAUAACCUCAACCCUAGACAAUAUUAAAUGACAGGUUGUGUUGAAUCUUGAAAUGGUUUUUGAUUAACAAUAUUUAUUAUUAAAUGAUGCAACUGCUGAUAGUAAAAAUGCAUCAAUCUUCUCAAAGGAGUUCUUCUUACACAAACGCAAUUAACGGCGGGAGGAGGUGCUGGCGAAGGCCUAUCAGUUGCAGAUUUAGCAAAGGAUAUUCUAAAUCGAUUACCACCUGACUAUGAUGUUGAAGCAGUUUCUGAAAAAUAUCCCGUUAUGUACUCAAACUCAAUGAAUACAGUUCUACGUCAGGAGUUGAUAAGAUUUAAUCGAUUGAUAGUUGUGAUUCGACAAACAUUAAUUGAUGUUGGGAAAGCUGUUAAAGGACUUUUAGCUAUGGUUGGUGAAUUAGAGGAAGUUCAUGGAUCUUUGUUAACAGGACGAGUGCCAAAAACGUGGGCUUCUAAAUCUUAUCCCUCACUUAAACCUCUAGGUGGCUAUAUUAAUGAUUUACUGAUAAGGCUAAAGUUUCUUCAGAACUGGAUAGAUGAAGGACCUCCUAACGUCUUUUGGUUAUCAGGAUUUUUCUUCACUCAAUCAUUUUUAACGGGCGUUUUGCAAAACUAUUCGCGUGGUAAUAAGUUGCCAAUUGAUCUGGUUGGACUUGAUUUUGACGUAACAGAAUAUGAAACUGAAUGUAAGGAAGAACCGGCAGUUGGUGUUCUAAUUAAUGGUUUGUUUAUGGAGGGAGCAAGAUGGGACAGAAAACGAAAAAUGCUUGGAGAAUCUUUGCCAAAAAUAUUGUUUGAUGUUAUUCCUAUAAUGUGGUGCAAGCCUGGAGUUAAAGGGAAAAAAACUGCUAAUGUCUACAAUUGUCCUGUUUAUAAAACAAGUGAAAGAAGAGGCAUUCUUUCUACAACUGGUCACUCAACUAAUUUUGUAAUGUUUACUGAUUUUCUUUCUGAUCAGCCCCAAUCACAUUGGAUAAAUAGGGGUGUUGCUUGUCUUUGCCAAUUGGACGACUGAAUUAAAAAUGUACAUAUAUUAUAUUAAAAUAUGUUUAUUUAAGAUAUAAUAAAUC
Messenger RNA from Ctenocephalides felis (cat flea), 1087 nucleotides. Its product is annotated as dynein heavy chain 3, axonemal-like. Gene Ontology annotation, cellular component: dynein complex. The transcript is spliced from 6 exons. Gene Ontology annotation, biological process: microtubule-based movement. Gene Ontology annotation, molecular function: dynein intermediate chain binding; dynein light intermediate chain binding; minus-end-directed microtubule motor activity. Lineage: Eukaryota; Metazoa; Arthropoda; Insecta; Siphonaptera; Pulicidae. The coding region runs from base 283 to 1032 and encodes 249 amino acids. The record is from RefSeq and is a predicted model, not a curated record.